Acanthoscelides obtectus is the source of this 5842-nucleotide messenger RNA. NCBI's taxonomy places the organism in Eukaryota, Metazoa, Arthropoda, Insecta, Coleoptera, Chrysomelidae. The record is from the annotation of a GenBank genome assembly.
GUAUCCAUGAGUUUUGAGAACUGAAAAAAUCAUCUUUAAGAGAAUUAUUUUAUUCCUUGAUGCCACCCUUCUUUUAAUGCAGUUGGGUGUUCUCUCCAGAUUGAUAAGCUGUCAAGCACUGUAGUGCGGUGGUUGAGAAGUCUAACUCGUGACACUUUAUUUACGGAAUGAGUCUUGGCAUGGCGCUGAUAUAGCAGAUGAAAAGCAUGAACAAUUAGAUAUUUGUAACAUAACCUCAAAAUAGAGUGCUGCCACGGAACAGCAGAAAAUCAAGGGGACAGUAAAGUUGACCUGCAAUCUGUAGGAACGACUGACAAUAAGUUAAUAUUGUUUUAAUGUCAAAGCUGAACACUGGGAUGGAGUUAAUCAGGUGAAAAUGGAGCACCAGUUAAUAGUUGAAGUUAAAUCUGAAAAACCAGAUACGGAAACAACUGUGGACAACACAAAUUUUGAUAAUUCGGAUACUUUGAUGCUGAAGGAAGAGUUCAACAUCAAAUCCGAAUAUGAUGAAGAAUCAAAAUGGGAUAGGAUCAAAGUUGAAGAGAAAUUAUUGCCUGCAAUUGAAGCUGACUGGACGGCAGAUACUGUUGACCAGAUCAAAAUGGAGUUUCAAGAGCCUGAAAAACUGGAAGAAUGCAGCACCUAUUUUGAAAAUACGGACGCGGUUGGGCUAAAUGAAGAAUUCGACAUCAAAAUUGAGGGUUACCAAAGUGACGGACGUGAUUCGGGAUCCGAUAGUGUCAGAGAUGAACGCUGUGAUGGAAUCGACCAGGCAAAAAUGGAGAAUCGGUUUGUGGUUAAAUCUGAAAAACCAGAACUAAAACCAAAUGUUAACAGCAUAAUGUUUGAAAGUGUGGACACUUUGAUGCCGAAUGAAGGUGUUGACAUUAAAUCUGAAUAUCACGAAAACGCCCUAUCUGAUUUAACAUGGCAUAGCAUCAAAAUUGAAGAGAAAUUAGAACCUGGGAUUGAAGCUGACUGGUCAGCAGAUUCUUUUGGCCAAAUGAAAAUGGAGCUCCAAGAGUCAGAAGAAAAACCACAUAUGAGCAUCACACAUUUUGAAAAUAUGGACGCUUUGGGGCUAAAUGAAGAAUUUGACAUUAAAACAGAAAGUGAUCAAAGUGACAGAGUUGUAUCGGCGUACGAUAGUGUCAAAGAUGAACACAUGGGUGAAGAUAUCAAGGUGAAAAUGGAAAAUCAGUUACCGGUUGACGUUAAAUCCGAAAAACUAGAUACUGAACCGACUGUGAACAGCAUGAAGUUUGACACUUUAACACAAACUGAGGAGUUCGACAUCAAAUUUGAAUAUGUUGAGGACACCAUAUCUGAUUUAACAUGGGAUAGAAUUGAAGAGAAAUUAGAGCCUGGGGUUGAAGCUGACUCGAUUGCUGAUCAGAUUAAAAUGGAGUUCCAAGUGUCUGAACGGCAGGAAGAAAAACCAUGUGUGAGUAGCGCAAAUUUAGAAAAUAUGGGGGCGUUAGGGCUAACUGAAGAAAUUGACAUCAAAAGUGAGAGUGACGAAAGCGAUGAUUUGGAGUUCGAUAGUGCACGAAUGAAAAAAAAUCGGAGAAUGGAACAAAAAUAUUCUGACAAUAUAUAUGAAUGUAUACAUUGUACAUUUAAAAUAACUAAUAGGAGUAAAUUUAUAAGACACAUGAUAAAACAUAAUACUCAAAAGCCACUCGAGUGUGUAAACUGUGAUGAGUCAUUUACAAACAAACGAUCGUUAGACCAGCACAUUUUGCAGAAACAUCCAGAGUUUACUACUUCAGUGUCUCAUAAGAUACAUAAAUGUACAUAUUGUCAAUAUAAAACAAUAUAUAGAAGGGAUUUAUGUGCGCAUAUGAUGAAACAUACUGGAGCUAAGCUCACGUGUACAAUGUGUGAUACGUCAUUUACAAUCCAACGAUCUUUAGAUAAUCAUAUUCUGCAGAAACAUCCCAAGUUUGCUGCUUCUGUAUCUAGUAAGAUACAUGAAUGUACACAGUGUGAAUAUAAAACGACAGAAGCGCAGCGUUUAGCUGGGCAUAUCAUAAAACAUACUGGAGCUAAGCUCACGUGUACAAAAUGUGAUGCGUCAUUUACAUGCCAACGAUCUUUAGAUAAUCACAUUUUGCAGAAACAUCCUGAGCUUAGUGCUUCUGUAUCUAGUAAGAUACAUAUAUGUACAUAUUGUCAGUAUAAAACUACAUACACAAGGCUUUUAACAGAUCAUAUGAUAAAGCAUACUGGAUCUAAGCCCACGUGUACAAAGUGUGAUACGUCAUUUAUAAGCCAACGAUCUUUAGAUAAUCACAUUCUGCAGAAACAUCCUAAGUUCACUGCUUCUGUAUCUAGUAAGAUACAUGAAUGUACGCAUUGUGAAUUUAAAACGACAGAAGCGCGGCAUUUAGCUGGGCACAUCAUGAAACAUACUGGAGCUAAGCUGACCUGUACAAAAUGUGAUGCGUCAUUUACAUGCCAACGAUCUUCAGAUAAUCACAUUUUGCAGAAACAUCCCGAGCUUAGUGCUUCUGUAUCUAGUAAGAUACAUACAUGUUCGCAUUGUCAGUAUAAAACUACAUACACAAGGCUUUUAGCAGAUCAUAUGAUAAAACAUACUGGAGCUAAGCUCACGUGUACAAAAUGUGGUACGUCAUUCACAAGCCAACGAUCUUUAGAUAAUCACAUUCUGCAGAAACAUCCUAAGUUCACUGCUUCUGUAUCUAGUAAGAUACAUGAAUGUACACAUUGUGAAUAUAAAACGACAGAAGCCCGGCAUUUAGCUGGGCACGUCAUGAAACAUACUGGAGCUAAGCUGACCUGUACAAAAUGUGAUGCGUCAUUUUCAUGCCAACGAUCUUUAGAUAAUCACAUUUUGCAGAAACAUCCUGAGCUUAGUGCCUCUGUAUCUAGUAAGAUACAUAAAUGUACACAUUGUCGCUAUGAAACUACAUACACAAAGCUUUUAGCAGAUCAUAUGAUAAAACAUACUGGACCGAAGUUCACAUGUACAAAGUGCGAUGCGACAUUUACAAACAAACGAUCGUUAAACCACCACAUUUUACAGAAACAUCCUGAGCUUGCUGCUUCAGUCUCUCAUAAGAUACAUGAAUGUACACAUUGUCAGUAUAAAACUACAUUCACAAGGCUUUUAGAUAGGCAUAUGAUGAAACAUACUGGUGCCAAGCGCACGUGUACAAAGUGUGAUGCAUCAUUCACAAACACAACAUCGUUGGACAACCAUAUUUUGCAGAAACAUUCUAAAUUUGCCGCAUCAGUGUCUAGCAAGAUACGUGAAUGUACGCAUUGUGAAUAUAAAACUACGUACGCGCACUGUUUAGCUGGUCAUAUGAUAAAACAUACUGGAGCUAGGCUUACCUGUACAAAAUGUGAUGCGUCAUAUACAAACAAACGAACUUUAGACCACCACAUUUUACAGAAACAUCCUGAGUUUAUUGAUUCAAUAUCUCAUAAGUUACAUGAAUGUACACAUUGUGACUAUAAAACUACAUACGUGAGGAAUUUAGAUAGGCACAUGGUGAAACAUACGGAAGCGAAUAUCACGUGUACAAAGUGCUAUGCAUCAUUUACAAACCAACCAUCGUUAGACAACCAUAUUUUACAGAGACAUCCUAAAUUUACCGAAGCUGUGUCUAGUAAGAUACAUGAAUGUACACAUUGUGAAUAUAAAACUGCAUUCGCGAACUAUUUAGCUAAGCAUAUGAAGAAACAUACUGCAGCUAAGCUCGCGUGUACAAAUUGUGAUGCGUCGUUUACAAACAAACGAUCGUUAGACCAUCACAUUUUACAAAAACAUCCUGAUGUUACUGCUUCAAUGUCUCAUAAGAUACAUGCAUGUACACAUUGUCAGUAUAAAACUAUAUACAUAACGAGUUUACACAGGCAUAUGUCGAAACAUACCGGAGCCAAGCUCAAAUGUACAAAGUGUGAUGCAUCAUUCACAACCAAACGAUCGAUAGACAAUCAUAUUUUACAGAAUCAUCCUGAGUUGGCUGCUUCAGUGUCUCAUAAAAUAUAUGAAUGUACACAUUGCGAUUAUAAAACGACAUUCACGCAAAGUAUGAAAAAACAUAAAGAUACUCACGUGACAUGAUAACACAAGAGGGAUAAAUUUACUAAAGAUGUGAGGUCUUCAGUAACUUUCAGCAAGGAAUUCAAAGAUGACCUUGAAUUUGUCCUUGGCCUUCAUCUUUAAGGUCAACUCGUGGCCAAUUUUACUGUCUUUAAAUAGAAACCCUCAUUUUUGUUGCCGGCAAUCGAAAGAAAAGAAAAUUCCACUUUCAAACACAAAAGGUCAUGGCAACCACAAAGGUCAAACGAAGAUCAAAUACAUAUAUGCUGCUAGGAAAAUACUUCUAUAAAUCUCGCAGGAUGAGGAUGAAAAUAACUAUCAACGGUAAAUUUGAACGAGGAAGCGAACGCUAAUCUUGGAUUUGACCAUGACAUUCACCUUCAAGGUUAUUUCAAAGUCAACUUUAAUUUUUUCGAUGAAAAUCCCUAUUUUUAUUGCCGGCAAUCGGAAGACCUGGAAAUUUUAUAUUCUAAUUUGUUUUAAAAUUUAAGAUCAAGACGACACCUCUUCCAUAAAGUUUUUUGUUUCACGAUGUUUCGAUUGAUGUGAUCUUUAAUCGUCAUCAGUUCACGUCGUGAAACAACAGACCUUAUAGACAGUCGAGAAACUACAUCUGAUGUUCUUUUCUUUUAAAAUGUACUAAUCUUUAGGUAUCUAAUGUUUAUGCUAUUUUUAUUGAUUGUAUAUACAGGGUGACUUUGAAGUUCAGUCAUUAAUUUUCAGAUAAUGAUUGUAGAAGGAAGAUAAACCAAAAUAUGUGUGUAAAAAUAAAAAAAAAAUUUACCUUGUUUUAUAAAGUAUCCUCCCGACAAGUAUUUCAGUGCGGACUUUGAUCGUGAGGUCCCCUGUGAGGUCUUAAGUCACCUGAUUCACGAGCCCGUUGUACUACAUUAACAAAGGCACGAGGGGUUGGUUGCACUCGAUUGGGAAACCGGUCCGCAUAAACAUGUGCCAUUUUUUAUUUCGUUUGAGCCACGCAACACACUAUUCACUGACACUGACUGUAUACAAAUGAAUAAAAUAAUUGUAAAAACAUCGUUCCAAAUUCUUUCGCUUUUUUGUUUCCAACGCGAUGAACCGAUACGGCGGAUUAUAUCCGUUGUCGCCAAACACGAGCACAUAAUAUUAUUAUUGAGACAGGGCGGUACUCAAACUUCCAAAGGGCUAUAACUUUGUUACUUUAAUUUUACCAGAAAAAUGGUAAAGGAAAAAACAUUUCUUUUGAUCAGAUCUACUCACUGUUAAAAUAAAUGACUCAACUUCGAAGUCACCCUGUAUAGCCUAUGUCAUGAGUAUCCAUCUCGGUACAAUGACAGCUGAUUAUCUAGUGAUAUCUCAAAAAUUCCCGAUAUCGGCACAGGACACAUAGUUCUGACGGAUCCGUCAACGCCAGGUAGACAGAGUCGAAUUUUGUUUUGAUUUUUUGUGCCCUACAGAUUCAUUUUGUACUUGCUAGGUCUUUUAUUUAGAAAAAUUUGCAUACAAAAAACGAAACGCUAAAAACAGGUUUUAAUAGAUUUACACCCCAUCCAUUAUUGCCAACGUUGCAGACUAACACAAAAAUGUCACUUGCCGAUCAGCUGUUCACCUCAGUAGACGUCAAAGCGUGAUAGAUGCUCGUGAAAUAGGGUAUAUUAGGGUUAUCCUGAUUCUAACCCAAUAAAUCUACAUUUUCUAAAUAGAAAAAUUGCUUUAAACGAAUUUAAUAUUCUUUUUCUGUAUUUGUAUAUUUUCUGGAUACUUUACAGAGCUUUUUUAUGUUGUACG